UCAUAACAAUCAGCAUGUUCCUCUUGCUAGAGGGAUAGCCCGCUGUGAUAGCGAUCCCCCGGUUAAUAAGGACAUCAAUUGUCUGUAUCUGUCACUUCUUCAGGCGGUCAGGAAACCUUUGGUAAAGCCGUCAAUCUGUGGUGGCUGCGGGCCAUAGAACGCAGUCACUGAAGUAGGCCAUUCAGCCCGUCCAAGGCUGCUCCAACAUUCGGGGAGAUCGUGAAGGAUCUGAUCUUCAUUUUCUUCUGGCUUUUUCAGGAAUUCUUCCUCCCCUCUGUCGUAAAUCUGUUUUCUGAGGUUAUGCGCUCUGAGAAUGUUGUGGUGGACUGUCUUCUUCAGGAACUGCAGCAACACUGGUUUUGAUAGAGCCGGCCUAACUCGUUGCGGGUUAAACAAAACUUGCAACACGUUCCGUCCAACCAAUCUAUGACGGUUGAUUUAAUAAAUGUUGCUAUAUUUGCUGCUCAAGCGGAAAGACGUGCUGUAAAGUACUGAGAAUUCUGAGAGGGCACGAGUGGAGUGCUAAUUAUUUCAGAGUUCAUUAAACCUAACGUUUUACUAAGAUGGCAAUAUAUAAUAAUCCUAUAAAGACCUGUCUCUCAGCUGAAGUGCAUCACAUGGUCUGCAGGCUUGGAUUGAUAGAGUUGAAUAGCCCGGAGCUGGAGCACAUAGUCACUGUGUCUGGAGAGAUUUGUUGGGAGGCUAUUACAUAUUACCUACGGACUAGAGAUACAGAGGAACAUGACCUGGACUACGUAGAAAGUGUGAGACUUCUGGGACCUGUAUGUAAAACUGUCCAUGUACAUCUACUGUCCCUCAAUACACAGCAGUUCAACAAUCAAUAUGGACUGUGGUUCAAAUGGACUAACAACACAGAGUUAUUUGUUGAAGCAUUUGAAGCCAUCAGGAAUUCACAAUACACCGCUGUACCCCUCAGCAUGAUGAAGUUAACGGCUUGUCUCGAACGAGCUUUGGGUGAUGUAUUCCUAACGGUUGGCAAAGAAUGUCCCUUUCUCCUGAGAGAUCUACUGGCUUCACAAGAGCUGGCUGCUAUAUUUGGACAGAAUGUGAUGAACGUGCUGCGAGUGUUCUUAGGAUCACCACAAAGCUUAAAUCUCCGCAACAUCUUGUGGCAUGGAUUUGCUGCUCCUCCAGAAAUCCCUCCAAUGUACAUCUCUAUGCUGCUGAUACUAACAGCUGGAUUAGGGCAGAAAUUGAAGGAUGUCCUGGCUUGCAGAAAUCUCUCACUCCUCCAUCGACCUUAUUUCAAAUUGACACAGCUGAAGGAACUUGCUGUCUUCCCUGAUAUUAAUGAAGAGGCUAUUGCUGCAGCAGAGGCUAUUAUUGAGAAAUCUGAUUUUGUAGUGGAAAUUAUGCUGCCUUAUUGGAAAGAUGCACUUGCAGCUUACAAAGAUCAGCGAUAUGCAGACUGUACAAUACUGCUUUUGCCUCAACUGGAGAUGGGCCUCCGCAAAUUUUUUACCAUUGUUAAUAACUGUCCCAAUAGGUUGCUGACCGCAGAGUCUACAACACUGUACACAACAUUUGAUGAGAUACUGGCAAAAUAUCUAGACAACGGUGUUAUAAACCACCUUCCGACAGCAUUGGGUAAUCCCAUAAUGGAGAUUCUCUGGGACCUGCUAAAUCACCAGGAGGGUCCUCGGCUCCGGGAUCACCUAAGUCACGGUGAAAUAGAUUUGAAAUUGUUUCCUCGAGAAAUGGCUAGUCAUUUGGUAGCACUUGCUGUCGUUUUGCUACAUCAUUGCCAUAGAGGGGCAAAUGGGAUUUCCAUGGAAAGCGAGUGUCUGAAAACAAUCGUGUGUUCUACACAUUCCUAUUGCUCUCGGUUCCAUCCGGUUGGAAAGCUUAAACAGCAGCUUCGAUGCUGCCUGGAAAGCCUCCAGAAAUGGGGUGAGAUGCCAAGACCCACACUUGAACAAGCAUUGGAUAGACCUGGGUCUGAUUAUUCAGGUCCUACAACCCAAACUGUUCACCAAAGCCUGAUGGAAGGACUUGUUUCUGCUCUAAUAAACCGAUUGCAGGUAGUUUAUGAUGAAGACUUUGAUCCCUUACACUACUUAUUGGCGGAGAAGCAGCUUCGUCUGGUAGCUAAACUGUUGACCAACCGCAUUUGCACUUUGUAUUGCCCACGUGUUGUUUUGGAAGUGGUGUCAUUGCUGAGGAAAAUUGCCUCACAGUGCCUGACAGUUUCACAGCAGAUUAUGCAUGGUGUUGUGUCUCGCCACCAGCAGUGGCUGAGCAAAUCCCUGCGCUCACGGCAAAGGCAGAAUUAUCUUCGAAUGCUGGGCAGUAUCCAGUACUUGCACCAUAUUUUCAGUCUGCUAACUCUACUUGUAACGGUGGAACUGCUCAAUGCACAGACAAUGAAGGAUGAGGUUUCAUCUGAAUAUCACUGCUAUUUGAAGUUUCUGAAGUCGGUGUUGCAAUACACAGAAAAUAUGGUGACAUACACAAGUCCAGACAAAAACAAGUGGAAUGAGAGCUGGGACCUGACUGAGAAAAUGUUACUGAAAGUUAAAAAUUUUUACAACAAAUGGUAUAAUAUAACUAUAGACUGUGCAACUUGAACACAGUAGGACUAUUUGGUUAUAAUCUAGAAUGGCUUUAGUGGGAAAUUAUAUUUCAUAUCUAAAAAGAGCAAAUGUGAACAGAAAAAAUAUACAGUAACUUACCUUUAGUUUUUGCCACUGGAAAUGUAAGAACAGAACAAAUUUAUCGUAAGCUGACAUCACAGCAUUACUUGCAGAAUUGAAAAUGGCCCUACAAAAUAUCAUUGAUUGGAUAAAACCCAAAAGUUUUGAAAGAUGAUUUAGUGUGAGCAACAAAAGCAGAAGCAGUGGUAGAAGGAAUCCACUAGAAGAAACUGGCGUGAAGGUUAAAAUAGUGUCACAAUCAAAUGCAUAGGUUUCUGUGUUUAAGGCAAAUGAUCACAGAAGAUGGCAGAUGUGAUACAGAAGUUAGAAGGAUGGUGAUAUCUUCAGAAUGAAUUAUGGCUGAGGGAUAAGUUAAUAAGAAAACACAAACUCUGAUCAAAGGAUAAAAAUGUAAUGCUAUAUUUUAUCCAUUUUUACCGUUAUACCUCAGAAACAUGGACAAAACUUUGAGAUCAGUGAAACACAAUGGAGACCUUUGAAGUACGGAUGCUAAAACAUAUGUAUAUAAAUGUGUAAAUAGACUGUAAUACUCAUAAAGAGGUUCUUGAAAAUGCAGCAGCAAAGAAGAGCUCUUAAAAGUAAUAUCUGGGAAAGAAAAUGUCAGCAUCACAGCCAUGUGAUCAGAACAGAAAAAUUGAAGCAAUCUCAUCUUGAGGGUAGAAGAGAGUAGAAAGAGGAAUUGAUCUCCGUGUAGUUGGAUAUCAGAGUGGUUGCCAGUGAGCUCUAGUGGAUGUGUGAGGGUGGUGCAAGGCAGAUAAGUAUUGCGGUCCUUGACAGCAGAUGUCCUGGAAGGAGCAGCCAGAAACAGCAGCUGCAACACACACACUUGUAAGUUUUCUUUCCCUCUGCUAAAGACACUUGCUAGUAGCAAUUCUUUCGGUGCAGGCAUAAUGUGUGUGACCCUUGAACAAGGAUUAUGUAAUGUUUGAUUGCGCUGCCUUCCAUAUCAUUCUCAAACAAUCUGCUGUUGUACGCUGGACUGUGAUCCACUUCCUAACCUGGGGACCCUAGUGUCAGUAAGAAAGAUAGCACUACUGACAGUUGAGGGUACCUGUUCAAAAAUGUAUCAGAACUUGGACCCAGAACCUCCUGCUCUUUAUGUUUUUAGUGCUAUUGCUAGAUGCCAGCUCAUCCAGGGAGCUACUGCUGUCAUUAUUGUUCACACACAAACAUUUUUUAGUAACCCUUCUCUCACAUUCCGGCAGAGUGAGCAGUCUGCUACCUCUGGAACGGAGAAACCAGAAAGCAGGAAACCUGUCAGUAGCUAUGAUACUGUAACACUCAAAACCUCAAACUCGAGGAAGCUGAGACCCAAAGAAAUUCUAAUAUGCCUCAUUUGCUGGUAAAUGCUGACGACUGAUAACCUGGAACAAAAGAAUUUAAAGCAACUUGGAGACCAAUCAUGGGGAUUACGCUGGGAAAUCAAAAUCAUUUUUGCAAUGCCAGAAAGAGGAGCUUUCUCAGCAGUAGCCUUUGAGGGCUGUGAGCAUCUCUGAACAUGCUCAAAGAGGACCUAUUGAAAUGAACAAUCCGAUUCCAUAGCCUCACAUCAUUGCAGGAACAAAUUCUGUUACCCACUGUAAUCAAAUGGUUGAAAAUGUUUUUGGGAGGAACAAAAGGCUUUCUGGUAUGAAUCUCUCAAACAGUCCCAUGAAGUAGAGAAUUAAGAUAGUAGCAGCUGAUUAAAGACUCAGCUCCUGGAAUCCACACCCACCUUUGCUAUUCAGGUUGAUGUAAGGGGUUUGAUAAACACUCAUUGGCUUUUGUUUGAUUUUCUUGAAGACUUUGAUUCAGUUUAACUCCCACAUCUUGAACAUGAACAUGCACAGAGAAUAUUCUACGUGGAAGAAAUAAAUAUUCCCUAUGACUGUCUGGUUGAAUUCUGUAUGAUGGGGCUUCAGUUAAGCGGGAUGCAAGCCAGGCCUGUGUGCUUUGUUGCAGAGAAUUGCUCCAUCUGCUAUUUGGAUUCUGCCGGAUUCACAGGGAGCAACUGGCUCGGAAUUAGGUGAUGUGUCGUGCAGGGUCACCUCAGUUGUGAGCUGCAUUAACCUUGCCCUCUUUAGCACAUCUGGUUGCAAAGCUGUGUGCGGACAUGGAGUCUAAUCAUGUGUUGUUUCAUAGAGGUUAACUGUCAGUCAAGAGGAAGGCUACUGCAGAGAUCUUUGGGUUUUGUACUUGAUGAAUCAUUCAUGGAAGAGGGUGUCCUGACUGACCCAGCAGUUAUUGCCCAGCCCCAGCUGCCCUUGAAAAGGUGGUAGUGAACUGCCUCCUUGAACCAAUACAGCCUUUUUUGUGUAGGUCGACCCACAAUACCAUUAAAGAUGUAGUUUUAGGUUUUAACAUAGUAACACUGAAGAAAUGGUAAUAUAUUUCCAAGUCACAAUGAUAAAUGGUUAGGAGGGAAACUUCCAUGUGAUGGUAUUCCCUUGUAUCUUGUCCUUCUAGAUGUUUGUGUUCUUCGGUUUAAAAGACAAACAGAAAUCAACUGCUUACAAUUUCAAUUGCCAGGCAAGAAUGAGAUUUUAAUAGACUUGCACAAUAUGCAUGCCUUUGUCUCAUUAGGAUCAGACAAGUGUCCUUUUAAGUUUAAUUACAAUUGCAACUAAUAAUGUUGCUGGUUUUUACUCUUGACACUUGGAUGUGCCAACAGUUUUGUUUCAUUUGAACACAUUCUAAAAUGGUGAAGGUUCUUAUGCUGCUAAUUUGUUUUAUUUGGAUUCUUUGGCACAGUGCUGUUGGUUAUUAUG
This is a messenger RNA of Hemiscyllium ocellatum (epaulette shark), 5422 nucleotides long. Its product is annotated as endoplasmic reticulum membrane-associated RNA degradation protein-like. The transcript is spliced from 17 exons. Lineage: Eukaryota; Metazoa; Chordata; Chondrichthyes; Orectolobiformes; Hemiscylliidae. The coding region runs from base 564 to 2588 and encodes 674 amino acids. The record is from RefSeq and is a predicted model, not a curated record.